Eriocheir sinensis (Chinese mitten crab) is the source of this 4883-nucleotide messenger RNA. RefSeq names its product organic cation transporter protein-like. Gene Ontology annotation, biological process: transmembrane transport. Bases 748 to 2400 code for a protein of 550 amino acids. NCBI's taxonomy places the organism in Eukaryota, Metazoa, Arthropoda, Malacostraca, Decapoda, Varunidae. The transcript is spliced from 13 exons. Gene Ontology annotation, molecular function: transmembrane transporter activity. Gene Ontology annotation, cellular component: membrane. The record is from RefSeq and is a predicted model, not a curated record.
GGGGUGGGGAGGGCGGGGAGGCGUGUGGGUGGCCUGGGGAAGGGAGGGGGUGGCAUUAUGGAGCGUGGAUGUAGCUAUAGUGACAGUAUAGUCAUUCCAAUAACGACUCUUGCAAUCUGUACAGCCCACGUCAGGCCCAGAGGCUACAUACAGGCUGGACACACGGAUGCCCGGGACGACCAGAACAAAGUCCUUGGCUCAUUUUAGUCAUUCUUCCCUGUAUUGCCUCGCAGGAGUCUGUAUCCUUCCUGUAAUAGCGGCCCAAAAAUGAACAGCACAGUCCCGGUGAGGCCUAACCAGCGCCAAAUACAAUUCAAGGAUAACUUCGAAGCUCCGGUUGCUUACGUUGCUCUAAAUAAAAUCCAAGACUAUUUGUGCGGUUUCUGGCGGCAGUACAGUGAUAUCUGGGUCGGAGGUCACGAAAAGUUGCGAGUGUGGGGUGUGCGUGUGUGGGGAGUGGAAGGGGAAGACACAUAUCGAUUAUGGCAAUUAUGAGUAAUGCUUGACAGUUAUGUCAACAUUUGCCAAACGACUUUCUUUACGUGCGUGGAGCCAAGUGGUCAUGGGGACACAUGCGCCACUGGGCAAAGCCAACACUUGCCAUGCUUUCUUAAAUUCUGUCAUACUUCUGCUCCUAUUCGCCUACGAUAAAGGGACAGCACACAAACGCAUGUUCAACACCGCCGCCACCACCACCACCACCACCACCACUGCCCCCGCCUUUGCCCCCGAUCCCGCCGCAGGAGGAUGUCGAGCCAGUUGGACGGUCUUCUCACCCAGCUGGGAACUGGCAAGUGGUCCAUCCUGCACUUCCUUGUGCUUGGCUACAUCUCGUUGUUCACGGGGCCAAUCACCAUGGGCGGGGCAUUCCUGGCGCCCCGUCUCGAUUACUCUUGCCGUGUGCCCAGCAGCUCCUCCACCUCCACCUCCACCACCUCCUCCACAACCACCUCCUCCAUCUCCCCCUUCUCUUCCUCCGUCGCCUCUUCCGUCGCCUCCUUCACCUCAGAGUGUCAAUACACGGUCGACACACCAGAUGGCGCCAAGGUCGAAGACUGUGUCGAGUUUGACUUUGAUAAUUCAACUUUCUCCACCACCUUUACAUCGGAGUUCCAGCUGGCGUGCGGGCGGCAGUACCUCCAAACGUCCUUCCAGAGCAUGUACAUGUUCGGCAUCUUCGUGGGCGCCCCCGUCAACGGCUUCAUGGCUGACAAGUUCGGGAGGAAGCCCCUGGUGGUAAGCGGCGUGGUCUGCUACGUCGCCCUGGCUCUUGGCUCUGCGUGGUUGCCUUUCCUCUCCACCGUUCUCGCGGCUCGGUUCAUCCUGGGCUGCCUCCACGCCGUCUGCAAUUACUCCUCCUACGUCCUCAUGAUCGAGGUGAUGGAGCCGAAACUAAGGACGGCGUGCGGCUUCGUGAUCUACAACGCCUGGGCCCUGAGUCUGGUGCUGUACGGCGGCCUGGGCUACCUCAUCCGGGACUGGCGGGUGCUGCAGACGGUGGUGACCCUGCCCGGCCUGCUCCUGCUGCCCGCGCUCUGGUUCCUCGACGAGUCACCGCGCUGGCUCAUCGUGAGUGGCCGCUCCGAGGACGCCAUCCGGGUGAUACGGAGGGCGGCACGGUGGCACGGCGCCGACCUGCCCCCUGAGGAUGAGUUACGACACCUGACGGAGGGGGAGCCGCAGGAGGCGCAGAAGGAGGCGGAGGAGCGGUCUCUGCUGAACGUGGUGAAGGGCGUGAUCGGCGAGGCUUUUGUUUUGUUAAGGACGCCGCGGCUCAGAACCAUCACUCUGUGCUUGUACCUGAACUACUUGAUGGCGGGGAUGGUGUACUUCGGGCUGUCCCUCAGCGGCACGAGUCUCAGCGACAGCCCCUUUGUGUACAUGGUGCUGACGGGCCUCAUGGAAGUCCCCGCCUACACCCUCUGCGUCCCCAUCGUGCAACGCUUCGGGAGAAAACGCACGCUCGCCGUUCUGUUUCUCACAAGUGCCAUCGUCCUGCUUGGACUCCCUACCAUCCCCUCUGCAUACAGCUCCACGGUGGUGACCUUGGCCAUGAUCGGGAAGGUGGCCAUCACGGGGUGCUUCCAGACCGUCAUCUUCUACUCCAGCGAACUCCUGCCGACGGAGGUGCGAAGUCGGGGCAUCGGGACCUCCUUCAUGAUGUCCCGUAUCGGCGGUAUGGUGUCCCCCUUCAUCACGGACCUGGUGGGCACCUUUCACCCGUGGGCGCCCUUCGUGGUCUUCGGCGUGGGGGCGCUGAUGGCGGGGGCGGGCACGCUGCUGUUACCUGAGACCCGCGGGAAGACCCUACCUGACACCGUGGCCCAGCUGGAGGCGAGGGCGAAGGAGGCGCCGGUGAAGCAAACGAAAGUUCCGAGGAUUUUUUCAUGUCUGGCUUGAGUUCGUACAUUGACUGACUGACUACGUGACUGAUUUACCAACUUGCUGACGGACUGGUUGACUGACUGACUAUAUGGCUGACUGACUGACCGACUAGGUAACUGACUAACGGAUUUGCUGAGGAAGUGUGAAUGACUGAUUGACUGAUUAAUUAGAUGACGAAAGGGGUGGUUAGCAAACAGGCUGACUAAAUAACUGGCUGACAAACUGACUGAUUGACUGACAUGAUGACAGCAGGGUUGAUUAACGAAUUGUCUGUAUAAGCAACUGACUAACUUGAUGAACGGGGUGGUUAACAAACUGGCUGACUAAACAACUGACUGACGAACUGAAUGACUUAAAUCCUAACCGAGUGAGACGAGGAAGAUAUUUUGAGCUCGAGGACGUACGAGCCAAAGAAAUCGAACUGGAGACACAAAAACCGUCCUUGGUGAGUGUUGAGGAAGAGGAGUAGGAGGAGGAAGAGAGUGACAAGCAAAGUGUUCGUUCGCAAGACCCACAGUGCCAAAUUAAUGCAGUCAAGGCCGUGUGUGUGUGUGUGUGUGUGUGUGUGUGUGUGUGUGUGUGUGUGUGUGUGUGUUAAAGACCUACAGUGUCAAGUUAGUACAGUCAAGGUUGUGUGUGUGUGUGUGUGUGUGUGUGUGUGUGUGUGUGUGUGUGUGUGUGUGUGUGUGUGUGUGUGUGUGUGUGUGUCGUUUUUAAGAGCAUUGUUAUUUAUUGGACGCAUGAACCUCCUACUUUUAAGCCAAACAAACACAAACUUUCUUAAAAAAAAAAAAGGUAAAUAGUUAUCGUACCGGCCACAAGAGAUCAUUUGUGUUUGUUGUUUCUUUUUUCUUAUAAUUCGUUUCUUUAUAUGCAAGGAAAUAGAAAUAGAAAAGAAAUGGAUAAUGUACGUAGUUUUAUUCUCUGGUGUUCCCCCCCCCCCCUCUCUCUCUCCUUUAGGUCCUCCAUGGGUGACACGAGAGAGAGAGAGAGAGAGAGAGAGAGAGAGAGAGAGAGAGAGAGAGAGAGAGAGAGAGAGAGAGAGAGAGAGAGAGCAAACCAACAACAAAUAGCGUCUUCCAUUUAGCGUAACCCGUUUCUGGGUCGUGAUCUGGCGUGUUCCGUUUAGCGGAACCGAUCAGCUGACGCCGCAACCUGCACCCAUUUUGAUCCGAAAUUGUAGGUACUGUAUGCCAGUUACAUAUUUAGCCAUAGAUAUUUGCCGAAAACCAUGAAUAAUAAGUUAAAAGUGGUGCAGUGGGCGGGGCGUUGAAAUUUUAAUUUCGGGCCCGGCAAGAGGCCUGUAGUGGCUUUCAACGAUAACAGUUGGAUGAAUAAAUGUGUGGAGAGCCAUACAUGUAUGGCGGGCAAAGGGUUUUGUGGCCGGGCGAGGUAGGGGAGGGAAACGCGACGGCUGUAUUUUAUAUAGAAUAGCACCCACCCGGAUGUCACACUGGCCCUGUGUCCCGGGGUAAUGGGCUCCCUCCCACCACAGGCUCAAGGGCCAAUACGACGGAGAUGAGCACCGAGGCCACGCGCUGCAAUAGCGUAUGCCCCCAACUUUACCUUUACCUUACAGUGACUGACGUGUUUAUUGCCGAUACACGUCGAUUUGUUAUUCAUCAUUGUUAUAACCAUGGGUAGGCUGCUAGUUAAUUUUCAUAAUCAUUGGUAACCCCUAUUUAUGCAUAAUGUAAGGAUGAAUAGUUUGUUUCAGUGUGUGUUUUUUGGGUCACUGAUACCACAAAAAAAUACCAGUUAGGUUAGAUUAACAAUGAGUGAAGCAGUAACAAUUCAAUAUUAUAUUUAAAUGGUAAUCGAUUGCUAAUCUAGCAGCAGUAGAUUGCUAUCCAUCAAGUAAGGUUCAGUUGCCUUAGGUUGUAGUGCGGCACCUAGGCCUGAUAAGGGAGCCUCCCAUAACCCACUUGGCGAGUGGGGUACCUCUUUGGCUGACUCUGUAAGGAGUGGCUCUCCCGUCACGCUGGUUGCGGGUUCAAGAUAAGUACAAGAUUACUAAUUAUGCGGCUAUAGGUCCAAAUAUGUUAAGUUUCCUAAAUGACGAGUUUUGUUUAAAAUUAUAUUCAAUCAUUUUUGUUGCCGAGGUAUAAUUUGAAGGCAUGAAUAGUAUUCCAAUUGUUGUAGAAAGUAUCCAGUUUGGAUUAUCAAAGGUGGCAUACGCUGGGGGACGCGUCGCCUCACCCACCCUACAACGUUAAGUCCGAGGGUCCCUCUGGACAAGUCUCUAUGCAGGCCCCCCUUUCAUCCUGAGUACCUCCUGGCAGGAUUUAUCAACUUGCUCAAGUCACAAACUGUUGGUGUCAUUAGUUUCUUCUAAUCUUAGGAGUCAAAACUGUAAAGUCAACAUGUACCCAGUUAUGAUAAUUAUUAAUAGUUUCAUGUAUUUUUUUAAUUUCGAGUCCACGUGUUCCAUGAAUGUCCCCAAUCACACCUGGGAACCCAGCAAUGUCUUGAUAUUCAGUUUUUCUUGAUUAAUCUGU